AUGUCAAAGAUGUCGUUUCAGGCCACUCUUCGUCAAGUCCAACAAUUUUUCGCAGAACUUGGACGUCGUGUGAAUAAAUUCGGCACGGAUGUGCAAGUCAGUCUGAAGAAAGCCACUGAGAACAUUGGCGAAUCUGCAGAGGAAAAGGAGAACGUUAUGACCCCAGCACCAGAAUUGCAAGAUAUAAAGAAGGAUCAAUAA
Molecule: messenger RNA, 201 nt
Organism: Cylicostephanus goldi
Lineage: Eukaryota; Metazoa; Nematoda; Chromadorea; Rhabditida; Strongylidae
Source: the annotation of a GenBank genome assembly